Molecule: messenger RNA, 1403 nt
Organism: Aureobasidium pullulans EXF-150
Lineage: Eukaryota; Fungi; Ascomycota; Dothideomycetes; Dothideales; Saccotheciaceae
Exons: 2
Coding region: 273-1163 (296 amino acids)
Source: RefSeq, a predicted model, not a curated record
ACGAUUCAAUGGUCAUAAUCUAUGAGUGUUUGUUGACCUCUUCACUUCCGCAACACUUUUGCUUCACUUUCAAUUCACUUCUCAAUUACUUUUCACUUACUUCUACCUUACUUCUACCGGUACAACACUUUGCUGCUAUUUUCUUCGGAGCGAGGCACAUAUGAGUGUUGUUCAUCAGUCUGCUCAUUCGGUAUAGCCUGUCCAUUAUCUUCCAAUCAUCUCCCGAUUGAUACACAAAUUCAACACAAAUCUUCUGUUUCCGAUCAACAAAAAUGCCGCCCUUCGUUCUUCUACUCCUCAUGGCCGUGUUGUUUGUCAGCACAAUGGCAUCGGCCGAACAGAAUGUUGUUGACGACAACGGGAUGGUCUUACAAUACCGUCAUGCUCGCGAAGAAUUUGCUGCCGACUUAGCCGCUCAGAAACCUUUGAGAACAUCUAUGUCGAGCGUUGGCACGAUGUUUAGAACGAAGACGGUCGAUUGGGAUGGGAUGGCUUCUACUUCAACUUCUACCUCAACUUCUACCUCGACUUCUACCUCGACUGACACAAUCAUCCCUGAUGAAACCGUCACCAGCACCAUCAUUCCUGAGGGCUGUGUCGUAAGCUACAUAACCUCAACCCCAACCAGCACGUCCACCCGUCCAGAUAUCCUUAUCGACUCUGCCAUCACACGAAGUAUCGCCGUCGUGACCAAUGGAACUGCCACCCGCACCGAGAGUUGGUUCGCUUCUGGCUCCGAGUGCUUCCCGCCGGCAGCUCCUUCACCUCAGACAUGUCUCAAUGCAGAACUACUUGAGAGAGCCGAGGCACUCUGGAAGGGACACACUGAACAUGACAAACUCAAGGCUCGUGAAAAGCAGCUCAUGGAGAAGGAGGAAGCACUGUUGGCUGGAUUUCAAGUCCUUCACGAAAGCAUGCAACAUCACGAGGAUUUGAUGCAAAAGUUCCAUCACCACGGCGUUGAGCUGCUGGAAUGGGCUACUCGGCUCAAGGAAGCCCAAGCUAAUCUGCAAUGGGAGAAAAACAAGAUCGCUACUUUCAGUACCUUCUUCUCCAGAGCCUGGAUGGAAUGGUUUGAGCCUCUGGUGGCAUAUCUGUGGUCGCUCGGGUGGGAGGUGGUAGGAAGAGCCUGGGCGAAGAGAUGGUGGAUCAGAAGAGUUUGAGAUUGUGCGUUCGAUCGGUUCAAAGUGGUAUCCGUAUGUCGCAUCAGCGUAUGAUAAUAAUUGGAGGACUGAGUGUUGCAAUGGGAGCAGUAGGACUAACGGAUUGUGAGGCAUGAUGAGAGCUCACCUCGGCCAAGUUAACGAGGAGAGAGCUUCACACAGAGUAGCUAGGAGCAACACAGAAACCACAGAGAAAGGCACCGUGAACAAGAGACAAACAGCAAGUCAAGAAAGUACGAC